UCCUCUUCCUCCUCCUCCUCCUCCUCGCCCUUUGGGAAUGGCUUUAGAACGUUCCUGUCAGCUUUUCAAUUCGGAGGUUCAUCCUGGCAACCAGGAGAAGUCAGCAGGGGCAACAUGACAACAUACAGUGACAAAGGCGAGAAGCACGAGCGAGGACGAUUCCUCUGCUUCGAUCACUUGACAUUCUGGGUUGGGAAUGCAAAACAGGCAGCAUCGUAUUACUGCAACAAACUGGGAUUCGAAUCGUUCGCUUACCGAGGCUUGGAGACGGGCAGUCGAGAUGUCGUGUCGCACGCGGUCAAGCAAGGGAAGAUUAUAUAUGUGUUCUCAUCUGCCCUCAAUCCUGGAAACAAAGAGAUGGGAGCUCAUUUAGUCGAGCACGGGGACGGAGUGAAAGAUGUCGCGUUUGCGGUGGAGAACUGCGACUCCUUAGUGCAGAAAGCCAAAGAGCGAGGAGCUGCGAUCGUAAAAGAGCCCUUCACCCUGGAGGACGGGCACGGCAAAGUGAGACUCGCUGUGCUGCAAACCUACGGCGACACCACGCACACGUUGGUGGAGAGGACGGGAUAUUGUGGCCUGUUUCUGCCCGGCUUCCGACCGCCUCUAUUCAAAGACCCCUUGCUCGCCGCGUUGCCAGAGGGAAAACUGAACUUCAUUGAUCACGUUGUGGGAAACCAACCAGAGGAGGAAAUGGUUCCGGUCGUGGAAUGGUACCAGAAGAACCUUCUUUUUCACCGCUUUUGGUCGGUGGAUGACAAACAGAUGCAGACGGACUUCAGUUCUCUGCGCUCCACUGUGGUGGCCAACUACGAAGAGACUGUAAAGAUGCCCAUCAAUGAGCCUGCCGUGGGCAAGAGGAAGUCUCAAAUCCAGGAGUAUGUGGAGUAUUAUGGUGGUCCGGGAGUGCAGCACAUUGCCAUGAACACGUCAGAUAUUAUCACAGCUAUUCGCAACCUAAAACAGCGCGGGACAGAUUUUAUGUCAGUGCCCGACACGUACUACCGGCAACUGAGGGAGAAGUUAAAAGACUCCAAGGUGAAAAUAGCAGAAGACCUGGAUGUCCUGCAGGAGCUGAAGAUCCUGGUGGACUACGACGACACCGGCUACUUACUUCAGAUCUUCACCAAACCGCUUCAGGACCGCCCCACGGUCUUCUUGGAAGUCAUUCAGAGACAUAAUCACCAGGGAUUUGGUGCAGGAAACUUCAAAUCUCUUUUUGAAGCCAUUGAAGCAGACCAACGUGCUCGAGGAAAUCUGACCAUCCUUAUGCCCGACGGUGUGUCCAAGAGUUUGUGAGCGCAGCUUUGCACUUGUGGGAUGCCUCAAUGUUAUCAAUCGAUGUAGUGUGCUCUCAGUUUAGGGUUUUUACUUUUGAGUGUUUUGGACGGGGAAGGUGGAGAAGCUUAAUACAAACGCACGUGCAUACCAUAAUUUCCCGUGUAUAAUGGGCAUUUUUUCCGCCCCAAAAAAUUGUUAAAAGUCAAUAGUGCGCAUUAUGCAUAGGUAUAGGGGCAAAUGGGGAAAAAAAACCGUUCACAUUUUAGAAAUGUAUGCCGCCAUCUAGUGGUUAUGAAAAAGCUGUCCACUUUCAUUCCAAAAUGCCACCGCCACCUAGUGGUUAUAAAAAAAAAAGCGUAGCCUACAAUUUCGUUCCAAU
Molecule: messenger RNA, 1657 nt
Organism: Phycodurus eques (leafy seadragon)
Lineage: Eukaryota; Metazoa; Chordata; Actinopteri; Syngnathiformes; Syngnathidae
Gene: hpdb
Product: 4-hydroxyphenylpyruvate dioxygenase b
Exons: 14
Coding region: 115-1296 (393 amino acids)
Biological process (GO): L-tyrosine catabolic process
Cellular component (GO): Golgi membrane; endoplasmic reticulum membrane
Molecular function (GO): 4-hydroxyphenylpyruvate dioxygenase activity
Source: RefSeq, a predicted model, not a curated record